Messenger RNA from Desarmillaria tabescens, 852 nucleotides. RefSeq lists its product as uncharacterized. The coding region runs from base 1 to 852 and encodes 283 amino acids. The record is from RefSeq and is a predicted model, not a curated record. Lineage: Eukaryota; Fungi; Basidiomycota; Agaricomycetes; Agaricales; Physalacriaceae. The transcript has 2 exons.
AUGGACUUCGACACUUUCGAUACUGCUGGUCUUGGCCUCACAGCAGAGUCUACUGACAUCACCUGCGAUGUAGUGGAUCGGCCGGAUUCGCCUACCAUACUGCACCCCGAACUUCCUCGAUUGGAACAAGUCGUUCAGCCCUUUUUGCCUCAACUUGAAUCCCCUGUUUUCCAACCAGCACAAGCCGAAUACGUUGCUCCUACCCAGCCUUCACUGGAUUCGGCACCUAUACCUGAGGCCACGUCAAUCCCUUCUGAUGGCUUGUUCGGCGGUUCCAAACGAUGCGUACUCCUACUUGCAGAUGGCACCAAGCUCAUCUUUGAUCAGAGUGAGGUACCGCCGACAGAACCCUUUCGUUAUGCAUCAGAUAUCCAGCGGCUGAUCAACAGCUGGGAUGACGCAAGCUCAGAGUGGAACCCGCCCAGCAGUUAUCCGAUCUCCAUUCAAGGAUGCGCGAUUCCGAUCAAAUUCUGGAAAAUACUGUACAAGCAUAAUCGGACGACCGGGGAGGAAUGGAAAAGAUUGAAAAAUGCUUGGAACAAUUGGCGGUUUUUUAUGGAGCGUUACCAAGCGUUGGGACCAGAAGCCUUUUGGACCCGAUACUCCAAUGCUCGGGGACAAAGGUUAUCCUAUUCCCGAAUCUCGAAACACUUGCGGGACGAACGAAAGGCCAAUGAUGAGAACUUAGUAAAGAGAUUGCGGCAGGAGUAUGGCAACAGAUUCGAAGCUGAGUUUGGCUACUAUGACAAGAAUAAAAAAUGGGUUCCCAUGACAAGUGACUCAAAGAUUGCACGGCGGUAUAGGAAGAAGAUGGGAUUGGGAUCAGAGGAGGAUGAUGAUGAAGAUGACUAG